GGCUUUCGCCAAGGUUAGAAUCACGAGUAUCAGCAUUGAGACGUCGAUCAUCUCAAGUACGAGAUCGUUGGGCCACAAAAAUGGAAUUUUUAUUGGCGGUGAUUGGAUAUGCAGUUGAUCUAGGCAAUAUCUGGAGAUUUCCAUCCGUAUGCUAUAAGCAUGGAGGAGCUUACAAGUUUAGGAGCGUUUCUUAUACCCUACUUGGUAAUGUUAUUGGU
Messenger RNA from Strongylus vulgaris, 218 nucleotides. The record is from the annotation of a GenBank genome assembly. Lineage: Eukaryota; Metazoa; Nematoda; Chromadorea; Rhabditida; Strongylidae.